GAAGGGACCCAGGCCUAGAACAACUGCUGACUAAUCGGCUGGCGGCGGGGGUGGUGGUAGGGAGGUGGCACGCCGGCCAGAGGGCCGGGGUCAUGCGUCUAGGUGUACGCUGAAGGGGUUCAGGGUUCCCGGGUCGCGGUCUGGAGAUAAAGUCCCGACUCCCAGCCGCGAUCCCCGCCUGGCCUUCGGGGUGGGGGGCGCGCUCCGCAGUGAGUACCCCGGACGCGUGGCCGGGGCCGACGGGGGAGGGGGCCGAGGCCGGCCGGCUGGGUGGGAAGCCCCGAACGCCGCUCCGGGCCCCGAGACCUGCCCGCACCCGUCCUCCGCCCCAGUAACGGUCGAGGUUGAGAAGGCCCUUUUAAUCUUCCUGUGUCCAAUACCUUUGUUUUUACAGAAGGGGAAACUGAGGCCCAAGGAAUUUGAGUAUCUUUCCAAAAUCACAAAGCUGAUUUCGACCCAAGCAGACCCUGGGACCCCCCACUCUGCCCACCACCCGGAAGAGUCUUCCUUGUCCUUGUCUUCCCAUUCUGUCCUGGCUUCCCAGUAAGAUAGGCAGGGCCUGAUGGUAUAGCCACGGUUUAUAGGUUGAAGAAACUGAGGUCCUGAGGGCUCAGGUCCCAGUUCUGAGUGUCCAUGCCCAAGUCCUUCACCCUUGCUGAAGUACCUUGGGUUCAGGGGAAAUGGUGUGAGGACGCUUGCAGUGGCUGCCUUGGUCCCAGAUGCUGCUUCCAGGCAAGGAUGCCAUCUGCCUACUUUCUUGGAUCUCAGCCCAGCCCCCUAGGUGGGUGCCCAGGCCCAGCAAAGGGCAGGGCUCACCCUCAAAUCCCUCAGCAGGACCAGGAGCCAAGCUAACCUCUUUCUUGCAGUGAAUACACAUCAAGCACCAGCUGUGUGCUGGAAUAACCCUGUGGUACUUGGGGAUGAGUUAAAAGGAGCUAUUACCCCCAGCUGCCUAGGGAGACAGGCCAACCUGUGUUCAUAAGAUAAGAUUCAUGAUGUGGGGGGCCAGAGGAGGAGAAGGAGACAUUUGGGAUGGGCUUCAUAGGGUGAGUAGGAGUUUGCCCAUUGGAGAGACGGAGGAAAGGACAUUUUAGGCAGGGACAGGAGAGCUUUCCUCAUUUUUCCUGCAGGAAACUGGUAGAUACAGAGAAUACCCUUGGCAAGGGACAGAUUAAGCACCUUCAUGUUUCUCUGGUAUCCUGCUUCCUGUCAUGAAUCAGCCCAGUGGGAGUUCUGGGACAAAGAGUCCUGACCAGGGUUGAAAAAAGUUCCAGUGGGGUAUGGGGGACAGGCUCAAGGCAAAUGGGAACACAGAGGAGAAAGAGCCUUACUUUGUGGACAAGAAAUGGCUGUGUUUGAAGGUCAAAGCUGGGAUCAGCAAGGCACUGUUGCCCAGGCUGGUCUUGAACUCCUGGCCUCAAGCAAUCCUCCUACCUUGGCCUCCCAGAGCACUGGGAUUAGAGGUGUUAAUACUGCACCUGGCCAGGAAGAGAUUUUCCUAAUCCCUAUUUUACAGGUGAGGAAGGAGAGGCUCAGAGGUUGGGACAUUUGCCUGGGGACACAUAGCAGAAAGAGCACCUGGCACCAGGACCACCCUCAACCAAGCUAUGUGUGCCCCAGGCCCCCCUGGCCUCCUGUCCCCGGCACUGCCUCUUGCCUCUUCAGCCCUAAUACUGGUGCUGAGCAGCCUGUGGUUGGUGGGGGCUGGCCCCAGCCUCACCCUGGCUCCGGAGCUGCUACUGGACCCCUGGCAGGUGCACCGGCUGCUGACCCAUGCCCUGGGCCACACGGCCCUGCCAAGCCUGCUCCUGAGCCUGCUGCUUCUACCUGCCCUGGGUUGGCAACAGGAGUGCCACCUGGGCACACUGCGGUUCCUGCACUCCUCCGUCCUGCUUGCCCUGGCCACUGGGCUGCUGGCUAUACUGCUGGCAGGCCUUGGGGUGUCCAGCGCAGCUGGUGGCUGUGGAUACAUGCCUGUGCACCUAGCCAUGUUGGCUGGGCAGGGUCACUGCUCUAGACAGCCCCAUGGGCUGCUGCCAUCAUGGCUGCUGCCAUGGCUGCUUCUUGCCCUGACCCCGCUGCUCAGCUCUGAGCCACCCUUCCUGCAGCUUCUUUGUGGUCUCCUUGCUGGCCUGGCCUAUGCCACUGGGGCCUUCCAGUGGCUGGAGCUCUCAGAACAGUGGCUGCAGGCGCUUCAGGAGGGCAUCUUGUGCCGGACCCUGGCAGUGUGCUGGCCACUGAGGCUCUUUCCCACCUUGGGCAGCCUGGCUGAGCUGCCUGUCACUGAUCCUGCCAGAGUGAGGCCACCCAUCCCCAGACCUCCUUAUGUGGCCUCCCCUGGCCUCUGGUCCCAAAGUGAAGGCUUAGCCAUGUUCCCACCGGGCCUGAGACCUGUACAGCCGACCUGGGAGGGCUCCUCAGUGGGCCUGGCCUGGGCUGCAGCGAACUGCUCCCCAGGGACUCCACUGUGGGCAGCCCUGGAAGAACAGAUGCUACAGGAAGGGAUCCAGGCUUCACUCCUUGAUGGGUCAGCCCAGGGCCCACCAUGGCUUCCCAAGUCCUCUGUCUCCUCUCUGCGGCUACAGCAGCUGGAGCGCAUGGGUUUCCCCACGGAGCAGGCAGUGGUGGCACUCGCAGCCACAGGCCGUGUGGAGGGUGCAGUGUCACUGCUGGUUGGGGGGCAGGUGGGCACAGAGGCCCUGGUAACUGAGGGGAAACGUGGGCCUGCCCAUCCUGAGGGCCCUGGGCCCCCAUAGCCCAGGCAGAGGGCAGGAGCACCAGGCCCUUUGGCCUGUGGGUAGGUAGUCUGAGGGCCAUAGGGGUAUGGAGGCACUCUGGGGGCAGGAUUGGUCCCCCAGCAUUGUUGCCCUGGUACUAUUUAGAAUAAAAAUCCAUUUGAUUUUCAA
Messenger RNA from Nycticebus coucang (slow loris), 2906 nucleotides. It is a transcript of the gene RHBDD3, whose product is annotated as rhomboid domain containing 3. The transcript has 6 exons. Gene Ontology annotation, cellular component: membrane. NCBI's taxonomy places the organism in Eukaryota, Metazoa, Chordata, Mammalia, Primates, Lorisidae. Gene Ontology annotation, molecular function: serine-type endopeptidase activity; protein binding. The coding region runs from base 1608 to 2756 and encodes 382 amino acids. The record is from RefSeq and is a predicted model, not a curated record.